Messenger RNA from Eucalyptus grandis, 1461 nucleotides. Its product is annotated as disease resistance protein RPV1. Bases 1 to 1461 code for a protein of 486 amino acids. Gene Ontology annotation, biological process: defense response; signal transduction. Lineage: Eukaryota; Viridiplantae; Streptophyta; Magnoliopsida; Myrtales; Myrtaceae. Gene Ontology annotation, molecular function: ADP binding; ATP hydrolysis activity. The record is from RefSeq and is a predicted model, not a curated record. The transcript is spliced from 2 exons.
AUGGCCAGUGCUUAUGAAGGCAAUGUGGAAGCGCAAGUUGCGGUCAUCGUUUUCUCUGAGGACUACGCUUCCUCAUCAUGGUGUUUGGAAGAGGUGGCAAAAAUCAUGAAUUGCAAGGCACAAAAGGACUUGAUUGUGUUGCCGGUGUUUUACAAAGUGAAACCAAGAGAAGUGAGAGAGAGGAAAGGGAGUUAUGGGAGAGCCAUGGCUAAACAUGAGUCUGAAUUUGGAAAGGAUUCACACAAAAUGAAUCGAUGGAAGAAGGCUCUUUUUGAUGCCAGUAAAUUGUCUGGAUGGCACUUUAAUAAUGAAGUUGAAGUAGAGCUUAUAGAGAAAAUUGUAAAGGAGAUCUCUAACCAGUUAGACCGAAGACCCUUACAUGUUGCUAGGCAUCCAGUUGGGAUACAUCCUCGCGUGGUAGAGCUGGAAUCAAUGUUAAAACUUGAGUCUGAUAAUGAUGUUCUCAUGAUAGGAUUAUGGGGACCGGGAGGCAUAGGGAAGACAACAUUAAGUAAAGCCCUUUACAAUACUAUAUUUAGACAAUUUGAGGGUUCAUGUUUUUUGGCAGAUGUUCGUAAAACUUCAAAAGAUUCCGAGGAUCUAGUUCCUUUGCAGAAAAAAUUAUUGUCCAAGAUAUUACCAAGACGAAGAGUAGUGGUAUCUAGUGUUGAUGAAGGUAUUAAUUUAAUGAGAGAUAGACUUUGCCACAAGAAAGUCCUCCUUGUUCUCGAUGAUGUCAAUGACGUAAGACGGUUAUAUGCUUUAGCUGGAGAGCCGGAGGGGUUUGGUGAAGGAAGCAGGAUCAUCAUUACUACAAGAGAUGAGCAAUUGCUAACUUCUCAUGGGAUAGAUGAAGAUCACAUCUAUGAAGUUGAGCCUCUAGAGUAUUGUGAUGCUCUUGAACUUCUCAAUGGACAUGCUUUUCGAAGAAACAACAAAAAAAUAAUAAGGAAGGAUCUUGUGGAUAGGGUUUUGCAUUAUGCUAAUGGACUUCCUUUAGCACUUGAGGAAUUGGGUCGUUCCCUGUGUUGUAGGAGAGAACGUGAGUGGGAAAGUACAUUGCAUAAUCUCGCCAAGUUUCCUAACAAAUUCAUCAAUGAUGCUCUUAAGUGGAGUUAUGAUGGACUAGAGGACUAUGCAAAGGAAAUCUUCCUUGAUAUUGCUUGUUUCUUCGAGGGGCAAUCUAAAGAGUAUAUUAUGAAAGUUCUUGACUCUUGCAACUUUGACCCUACAAUUGUAGUGCAAGUUCUUGCUGAGAAGUCCUUGAUAAUUAAAGAGAGAGAGAUCCUACGAAUGCGUAACUUGAUUCAAUUGAUGGCCAUGGAUAUCAUUAGACAAGAAUGUCCUAAUGAUCCUGGAAGACGUAGCAGGUUAUGGCUUUUUGAUGAUUUUCAUAAUGUUUUGUCAAGGCAUUUAGUAAGAUUUGCUGGUAUUGAUAUUUAUUUUGCUCUCAUUGUUUAA